This is a messenger RNA of Lolium perenne, 1152 nucleotides long. NCBI's taxonomy places the organism in Eukaryota, Viridiplantae, Streptophyta, Magnoliopsida, Poales, Poaceae. The record is from RefSeq and is a predicted model, not a curated record.
AUGGCCAGCACUGCCACCCUGCUCGACGCCGGAGGAAGACGGCACUAUCGCUAUGCCUACGCCGACACCGCCUUCAUACCCGUGUUCUUGAGGAACAGCAUCGUCCCGAUUUGGUCAACCACCCGCUCCGCCUUGGCCCACCUCGCUGCGCCUCAAUCCCCUCUGCUCGCGCCUGCGUCGCUCGCCUGGCCCACCCCGCCGGUGCCGGCCAACUCCUGCUCCACCUACCACCGCGCCUCCACUCCGCCGGCCAACGCCGCCCACCCCACCUCGCGCGCGAGCCCGCAGCUCCAUCCUCGUUGGCCAAAGCCAACCGCCAGGCUCGCUUGCCAGCGCCCACGGGCCACCUCCGCUGCAUCCCACGCGCUGCGCCUCACCAGCUCCCGCCCGCUGCUGCUUUGCUGCUCCUCCACAUCACCAGCUAGGCCGCGCGCCCACGCCCCGCGCCAAGAAAUCGCCGCCUCCACUGCGCGCAAGCCACAAGCAGCGCCGCCCACUUUCCCAGCCAGCACGCGCAGAACCCACCACCACCAGCUAGCGCCGCUCGUCCGCAGGCCUUGGCCGCCCGCCCGCUGCUCUACCACGCGCAUCACGCGCCAGGGCCCUGUUUCAAUCCGCAGCGCCGCCUCCACUCGCAAGGUCGCCCAGGCCGACCCGCUCUCCACGCGCGCAGCAGCAGCUCACCCGCCCGCCUCGCUCGACCGGAGCCGCCUAAGCUUGCCGCUCGACCCGCCAGGCUCCACCGCCGCUCGCCCCGCGCCCUUGGGCCACCGCGCCGUCGGCCCACGCCAACUCCCGCCCCACUCGAGCACCACCACCGCGCCCGCUCCGCCCAGCUCAGGCCACCACCGCCCCUGGCCCCGCCUGCCCCCCGCGCGCGCAACCUCCACAGGCCACCAAGCACAGCAGCAGCAGCCGCCGCUCGCCCCAAGCCCGCCCAACCUCCACGCACCCUGGCAAGCCACCAGCUCCACCUUCCUCCGCUUGAUUAUGCUCACUCUGAAUCGCGUUGACCAGCAGACCGGCAGUGCUGCUAGCAUCAGCCCGGCAGUGCCGGCCGAGUUACCCCGGCAGUGCCGGCCAACACAGCCCGGCAGUGCCGCUGUGCAAGUUUCAGACAACUUUGACUCCAAUUUUUGCCCCAAAUUUUGA